AUGAUAAAUAUUCCAUCAUCAUUUGCAUUAGAUAAUGAAAAUCAAAAUACAAACGAUCAAACAGAACUAUCAAAUAAGAAAAAAGAUUAUAUAAAACGUCAUCGUCUAUCAAUAAUAAAUGAAUAUUUAAUGAAUACAUCUACACAUGGUUUAAAAAGUUUAGGUUUGGCUUAUAACAGUUUCAAUGGUCUAUUUUAUUAUUAUCAUUAUCCAACUCAAACAAUAAUUGAAAUUAAAUCUGAAACGGAAUUGAAUUUUCCAGCCGUUAUAUGUUGUAAUUCAAAUCCAUUUCGCUACGAUAAAAUAAAUGAAUCAUUUAAUAAUUAUUUAUUAAAUACAAAUUGUACAUAUAUCCAUAAUAAUGUCUAUUGUAUGAAACAAUUUAUAAAUAAUUUAUUUAAUUCGAAUAAUCAAACACAAGUAGUUAAUUAUGGCUAUGAUAUAAAUGAUUUAUUAGCCGGUUGUAAUUAUAAUAUAUUAAAUUGUCGUCAUAAAUUAAAAUAUAUUCAAUUUAUGUCUCCCUCCUAUGGUAAUUGUUUUACAUUUAGCCACUGAAAAGACAUCGAAUGGGUGGGGAUCUUCCAUUCUCUGACUAUAACAAAAUUAACCAUUUCGCGUUUACUCGAUGAACUAUGAAAGCUGAACUACUAUCGAUCCAUAAAUACAGUGCAGAGUGGCGUUUUUUCGAAUAACUUUUUAUGGAAAAGUCCUAGCGAUCUACGGUUUUUACCAUCGUGUAGAGGACGAUUUUUGCUCUUAGAAAAAUAGUAAGCCUCACAAGGUGCACCACCUGUAGGUGGUAAGUCUUAUCGAUCUUUGAAAGAGUAGGUUGCUGAACUAAGAAAAAAAAUGCAAAAAAUUUUCCCCCGAUGCUGGCUCGAACCACUAGACCUUCCCCUACAAAUCCGCGAAAGAACCAAAUCGCUAUCUCUAAUCAUUCGGGCAGGGUUGGGGGGUUUUUGUGGG
Molecule: messenger RNA, 966 nt
Organism: Didymodactylos carnosus
Lineage: Eukaryota; Metazoa; Rotifera; Eurotatoria; Philodinida; Philodinidae
Source: the annotation of a GenBank genome assembly